Messenger RNA from Neopsephotus bourkii (Bourke's parrot), 1267 nucleotides. RefSeq names its product regulator of G protein signaling 19 (gene RGS19). The record is from RefSeq and is a predicted model, not a curated record. The transcript has 6 exons. Lineage: Eukaryota; Metazoa; Chordata; Aves; Psittaciformes; Psittacidae. The coding region runs from base 330 to 929 and encodes 199 amino acids.
CUCACCACUCCCUUCCUGUGAGAGGAUGUGCUCGGGGCCUUUCUCUUUCUCUCUUCUCUCCCGGCUCCCUGCCCUCGGAGCAGGCAAUGCCGCGCUCGCCCUGAGCCGGCCGGGGUCACCCUGGCUGGCACCGGCCGCCGCGGCAUGGCCGAGGUGCAGGCUCCAUCCAGGAGGCCGCAGGGACUUUAACCGGGGGCUCACCCACGGGUUGGGACGAGCCCAGAGCAGCAGAAGAGCCCCUGGAGCACAACCCAAGCCCGUCCAACAUCACCGUGUAUGAGGCUGGGACGCAGUACGCAGGACCCGCGUCCGCAGAGCCACCCCUUCCGAUGUCCCGGCAUGAGGCUUCUCCGACAACGGUGCAACCCGCCAGCAACCACCGCCCCAACGCCUGCUGCUUCUGCUGGUGCUGCUGCUGCAGCUGCUCAUGGAACGAGGACCGGGAGCGAGCGUGGAGGGCGUCCCGGGAGACCAAACUGGAGACCAUCCCAAACUGUGAAGCCUGCGCCAAGCCCACGCCGGAGGAGGUGCGGGGCUGGGCACAGUCCUUUGAGAAGCUGAUGAAGAGCCCUGCGGGCCGCAACGUGUUCCGGGAGUUCUUGCGGACUGAGUACAGCGAGGAGAACAUGCUCUUCUGGCUGGCGUGCGAGGAGCUCAAGGCCGAGUGCAACAAGCACACCAUCGACGAGAAGGCGCGGAUCAUCUACGAGGACUACAUCUCCAUCCUCUCGCCCAAGGAGGUGAGCCUGGACUCGCGGGUGCGGGAGGUGAUCAACCGGAAGAUGCAGGAGCCGUCCUCGCACACCUUCGACGAUGCUCAGCUCCAGAUCUACACGCUCAUGCACAGAGACUCCUACCCUCGCUUCCUGAACUCUGCCAUAUACAAAUCGCUGCUCCAGAGCGUCUCCCACUCCUCCUCGGAGUCCUAAAAGGGCUCCCGAUGGCCACGGGGAUGCCGGUGGGGACACAGUAGCCAAAACGGGGGGGGUCUCAGUGCCUUGUCCCUGCUGGCCCCCUCCUGAGUUUUUAGCUUUUUACCUAGGAACCAUCACCCCGGUGUCUGGGCCAUCCUCCAGGACUGGUCCCCAGGGCUGGUGGCAUCUGUACUACUGAACCCCUGCCCCAUCCCUGGCUGGAGCGCACCCAGGGCCCGGCUCCCUCCGCAUCCUGUUUGGAAGAGGUCACUUUAUCCCAUCUCCACCACACGUGGGGACGCAGCACGUCCCCGUUUCCCACCUGAGACCCAGUUGGGGGCUGGGUUGGGGGU